Rhizoctonia solani is the source of this 2097-nucleotide messenger RNA. RefSeq lists its product as uncharacterized. The transcript is spliced from 3 exons. Lineage: Eukaryota; Fungi; Basidiomycota; Agaricomycetes; Cantharellales; Ceratobasidiaceae. The record is from RefSeq and is a predicted model, not a curated record. Bases 1 to 2097 code for a protein of 698 amino acids.
AUGAAUCCGUAUCAGUUCGCCUCCGCCCUAUUCUUGCGCUUCAUUACCUGGUUAACGAGCUUUUUCCACCAAUGGGUUCCCUAUCUUCGCCGUCGGCAAAUCAUUCGUGAUGCCCUCACAGCUUCACUUGACAUCAGCCAGCGUCUGUCUAGCUGGUCUGGUCAAGAUCCUCGAUCGCGUCCGUUUUCCAUGCAGUUCCAUGAGGAUUGGGGACACCCGGAUUGCGAAGUCAUGAAGUGGUACAGCAAAAUUCCAUCAAGGUCUACUAUCUUUUAUUCUAUUCAACACCGCAGGAGCACCAAAGGGCCAUUUUACCACGAAUUCCUUCAAAUCCAGCUUACCGACGGGAGUGUUUGCAUAGUUGAACGGAUGGGUGAAGGUAUCCAGUCCGGUGCGAUAAGCUGCACGGGGUGCACCUCGCAUGAUAUCAUUCAAUGGUUCACCGCGGAUGAGUACUCUACGUGGUCUUUGGAUCCCAAACACAAGCCUUCUGAGGUAAUCGUCGAGAUCAAAUUUCCGCGUGCGUUUGACCUACUCGACGUACUCGCAAUCUGCUAUGCCACCAAACACCAUGCGCGAGCUACCAACUACACGCUUCAGCGCUUCAAUUGCUACUUCUUGUGUUGCACUAUACUCUCCAUCCUGGCUCGUUGUAUCUCUCCGUGGGAGCACUAUAUCACAACCAGUGAUUGGAACGACAUGAUCGAGGAGACACUCGAGGAUUUACGUCAUUCUGACUCGAGCAAUUUAUUGAUUAGACAUCCACUAGGCUCCAUGGAAUUUCCAAUGCGCUCAUCUCCUGAAAUAGUUACAAACCAGAGCGAUCAACGUACACACAUGCAACAUUCCGAAGCUCCUGAUCCUACAACCAACAAUCCUGCGACGAAUCAAGUAGUUCCCAAGAAUGCUGAAAUCGCCCCGAGUCCAUCACAGGAUGAAAAGGCUAUCGACCCGCUUCAUAACACCAAAAAGUACCUCGCGAUCGGGAUAUGUUCACUCCUAGGCUCCGAUGGUUUGCCGGUGGUUGACUUCCUCUUUGACUCUCUAAGAUCCGAAUUGAAUACUGGCGCGAAUGACAACCUCAACGAAAAGCUUGCUCGCUGCUUGUGGUACGAUCGUCUGGACCAAGCUCUUUCGAAUGCUAUUGAACUGUUGUUGAUGAAACUGACUCCUCCUGUACGAGAAGGAUCGUUUGAGGGGUGCCAAAGAAUGAGUGAUCUACUCGGCCCCGAGAAUGGAUCAAUUUUUCCUCGGAGCGGAGACCUUGGUUCGAUCGAGAAUGAUGUUCGGAACGGGUUUUUCCGCGCAUUUACCGGAAUACUCGAUCAUCACAUCAACAUAAGUCAGGCUAGAUACGAACUGCGUUCAUUCGAGGGUGAAUACCCGUUCUGGAAACGAUGCUUGACAUGGAUCGGGGCUGUCCUUAUCAUGAUUUUGGCUUACCCCAUAGUAUUAUGUUUCCCAUACUCGAUAUUGAGGAAAGUUGGCAAGCUAAGGAAUGAUUUGGUAAUUCUGGAUAUGUGCAAGACUUAUAAUGGCAUGUUCAACUACCUCCUCCAUCGUCUAUUAAUAAUUUACUUAUACUUCAUGCUGAUAGCCCAGCUGAAGUUUGUCGCUCUUGGAAUGGCUAGGGAGGAUCCAGCAACAUUCACAGAUAACCGGUGGCAAGAUGCCCUGGAUUGGAACACGCAACUCACAAACGGUUGGGCGGAGGCUUUAUCCCCGAUACUCGCAAGUUUGCUAGACACCGAACCGCCUAACACAACGGGAGCACUCGCGUUCCUUAAUUCGGCCCUUCCAGGUAACAUAUGGAGAAGCUGUUUUUCAGACUGUGUUCUUAAUAAAAUGAGCGAAUCUAUUCGAAAAACAAUUAGAUCAAAAGAAGGGAGAAUCAGCGUCCGCCUCGGACUUGGAGACGCGGAACAAGGUGCACAUUCCUGGACGGUCGAUGAGCUUCAGCAGCAUAUUCUCGCACGUGUGAGAUUGCACGCCAAACGCGUAGAUGAUUUCCAACUCGCUAGAGCAUUCGUUGUAGAGUCCGGAAUGGCAACCGCAAUUACCGAUGUAUGGGUGGGGUUCUCUGCCUGCAGAAGUUAG